This is a messenger RNA of Rhododendron vialii, 2579 nucleotides long. RefSeq names its product rab GTPase-activating protein 22-like. Lineage: Eukaryota; Viridiplantae; Streptophyta; Magnoliopsida; Ericales; Ericaceae. Gene Ontology annotation, molecular function: GTPase activator activity. The coding region runs from base 474 to 2093 and encodes 539 amino acids. The record is from RefSeq and is a predicted model, not a curated record. The transcript is spliced from 5 exons. Gene Ontology annotation, biological process: activation of GTPase activity.
AGAGAAAGCAAGACAAAAAAAACAAAAACAAAAACGAAAAAAGGACCAGACAGAGAAGGAAAAGAAAGGAAAGUGGAAAAGCAGUUGGGGGGCCUUGGGUUGGUUAUGGUGGAAGAUCCACCACUAUAAUUAACAAGGGUCAUAUUAGCCAUUCUCAUCAUCUCUCUCUCUCUCAUCCAUGCUCUCGCUCCUCCUCAGCUCCAGCCUUAAUGGUGUCCGCAUCAGCAGCGGCAGUAGUAACUUAACCGCACUCAUCCACGGCGGCACCGGAUUCUGGCUCCACGCGGCUGCUCCGAACGCAGCGCUGGCUCUCGCCUUCACCGCUUUCGCCGUGGCGGCCGCCGUACUCUUCAAUAGUAGGUAAAAAAAUAGAGAAACUAGACCAAAGCAGCUGACUUUGAAGUUUGACCCCCUCAAAAUCGGUUAGAUUUUUUCAAAUUUCAAGUAAAGAGUUAAUAAUAUAUUAGAAUUUGAUGAAAGCCCUCCGACGGAGCGUGACUUCGUCGGCGUCGUCUUCGAAUUCCUCUUCUUCACCGUCUUCGUCUUCGCCGUCGUCGUCGUCGUGGAUUCACUUGAGAUCGGUUUUAUUCGUAGUUGCUUCCUCCUCACCGGCUUACUGUUCCUCUGAUCGGGGCCGUCUCAAAUCACCAUGGUCUCGCAGGAAAAGAAAACACGCCCUUACACCCCAGCAAUGGAGAAGUUUGUUUACACCAGAUGGAAAACUCCGUGAUAGGGGAGUAAAAUUUCUGAAGAAAGUUCGAAGUGGAGGUGUUGAUCCAAGUAUCAGGUCAGAGGUUUGGCCGUUCCUCCUUGGAGUCUAUGACUUAAACAGUUCCAAAGAAGAAAGAGAGGUGUUAAUAACUCGGAAGAGAAAGGAAUAUGAAACACUUCGGAGGUACUGCCGAAGACUUCUAAAACAAAGUGAUGACAGCUUUAGGUCGAAGGAAAUUGGCGAAACCAGCAUUAAUGGGGAAAGUGGGAGUUGCAAUCAAGGCCCAUACUCUCCCGACUCGGAAGAUGUCGUUAGUGCCAGGGAAUCGCUUUCUAGUGAGGAAAGAAGCCCUUACAUAGAGUACUCCAGCAGGGGUGAUGAGCUCAUGGAAGGAGAUGGUGGCUCUAGACAAAUCACAGAUCCCAAUUCUCCUGCAUUUGACACCGAGUCCUCAGACUCAGACUCCUCUGAGGACCCAGAAGUGAGUCAAACAUUCUCCUCUAAUGAGACCAGGGAGGAAAACGAUCAAUCUUCCCCCUCGAGAACAGAAGUCCAGUCAAAGCCCCACGACACUGAAAAUUUUGCCACAUGGCAACGAAUCAUUCGGCUUGAUGCAAUUCGUGCCAAUGGGGAAUGGAUAGAGUACUCCCCAACUCAGGCUGCAGUAUCAGAUGAGAGAGCCCGCCGGUCUGCUGAAGCCGUUGGAUUGAAGGAUUACGACCACCUGGACCCUACCAGGAUCUUCCAUGCUGCGCGACUAGUUGCCAUCCUCGAAGCUUAUGCACUUUACGACCCAGAAAUUGGAUAUUGCCAAGGGAUGAGCGAUUUACUUUCACCCAUAAUUGCUGUUGUAACCGAGGACCACAUGGCUUUCUGGUGUUUCGUUGGUUUUAUGAAGAAGGCUCGCCAUAAUUUCAGACUUGACGAGAUGGGAAUAAGGAGGCAACUGAGUACUGUUUCCAAAAUCAUCAAACGCAAGGAUUCCCAUCUUUACAGACAUUUGGAGAAGCUACAGGCAGAAGAUUGCUUUUUUGUUUACAGGAUGGUGGUGGUACUCUUUAGAAGGGAAUUGACCUUUGAGCAGACAAUUUGUCUGUGGGAGGUUAUGUGGGCUGACCAAGCUGCUAUUCGGGCUGGGAUCGGAAAGUCGGCAUGGAGCAGGAUAAGGCAGCGCGCCCCACCUACAGAAGAUCUUUUGCUCUAUGCAAUUGCGGCUUCGGUGUUACAGAGGAGGAAAAAGAUAAUAGAGAGGUAUAGUAGCAUGGAUGAGAUACUGAGGGAGUGUAACAGCAUGGCUGGUCAUCUCGACGUGUGGAAGCUCCUUGAUGACGCGCACGAUUUGGUGGUGAACCUCCAUGACAAGAUACAGGCACCCCGUUAAUGGUUACAUUAAUAAUUUGUGGUUCUCUAAUAUUUAUUCACUUCGUUUCGUUGCGUAGAGAUUGCUUUGGGCAGUAUCGUCUAUGUAGUCUCCUCAUACAUGCUUUACGAAGUGUAAAUUUACAGGACGGUCUAUGACGGUAGGAAUGUGUUCUUCAACAAGGUCGUGUGGGGCAGCACAGUCAAAUGUAGAUUUUCGGAUUGAAAAGAUCCACAGGUUGGUGACCCAUACGUAAUUUAUUUGUUGUAGGUUUCUUUUGUUAGUUGCUGUGGAAAAUUGGGUAUGGGUCCAACCUGUUGGGAGUGAUUGUUGAAAGUUGAAACAGUUUCCAGGCUUUUGACUUUCUUUGUUAGUCUCAGAAUAAUCUCUUGGUGAUGGUAGUCUCUUGGUGAGAGUUGAAACCUGUUGGUUGAUUACUGGACUUUCAUUUGCUAUUCGCAACAUGUUUAUUCCCAAAUAGAUCGAUCAAUUCCGAUUCUUUCUUUU